AUAAUCCCCCUCCAAUGCUAUUUUCCUGUUGAAAAAAGGGUGGAAAUGGCGGGAAUCCUUCCAUCCUCUCCAACCUUAACCGUCACUCAGUCUCAAUUAAUCUCGCAGAGGCAGAGCGCUCACAGAUCUCGAAUCCAAUGCAGCUCGUCAUCCAGCGGAUCGGAGAACGGGAGCAAAGGCAACUCUGAUACUGGCGAAGACAGGGCCAGGAAUGGCGAAACGAAAACCCCUAAGAUUCUGAAAUUGGCGGUGAGUGGAGUCACCGAGUUUCUCAGACUCUUCUCCUCCCCCGGCGAUGACCGAUUGGGGGAAGUGGGUAGCAGCGGUAGCGGAGGAACAGAUGAGGCCGUUUCGAUUUUCAACGCUGAUGAUGUCGUGAGAACACUCAAGAUUGAUUAUGAGAAUGCUUAUUUCGUGACAGGGAUUUUCACUUCUGCGCUCUACGUUGAAGAUUGUCUGUUUGAAGAUCCAACUAUUAGAUUCAGAGGUACUGAAUUAUAUGCACGCAACUUGAAGUUACUGGUUCCUUUCUUCGACCAUCCAUCCAUUGAGCUACAAAGCAUUGAGAAGGAUGUGGAUUCCGGGACAAAUUCCGUGCUGGCGACUUGGAAAUUGAGGACUUACCUAAGAUUUCCAUGGAGGCCGCUCAUUUCGAUUGUUGGAGCCACAGUCUAUGAACUGAAUGAAGACUUCAAAAUUGUUAGGCAUACAGAGAGCUGGAAUGUCUCUGCACUUGAAGCAGUUGGGCAGAUAUUCACUCCUAGCUUUGACAGAAGACCCGGUGAACAAUAACAUGGAUCUCAUUAUCCUACUGAUAACUGGAAGAAUGGCUAACAAAUAUCUGAAGAUCCCUUCCUCAGCAAAAGUUUGGCUGUAGUUUUGGCCUAACUAAUGACUCAAACAGAGCGAUGUCCAGAACAUGGAAUCCUUAAUUGCAUUUAAUCUGUCUAAAUGGUGACUAUUAUUCUUCUUUCGCACUGGGUCCUGCAAACCCAAAGUCAAGUCAAUGUUUGAUUGCACAUUUUAAAUUACACGCAUCCCAGGCCUUGAAUCAAGUCAUUAGCUCACAGGUCUCCACAACAUAUUGCUAUUUUGCAUCCCUUUCAUCAAAACAUCUUCCUAACUUUCACUUCCCAGGAGAUGGAGAGUUUAACCUCCCUAAAGAGAACUGGGUCUUCCAAUUUAAUUUUUGGGAAGUGCUUAGAUAUAAAAUAUGGUGGGUUUUUAAUCUCUUUCGAUUUUGUUCUAAAGCUUCUAAUUUGUUCAUGUUUUUUUUUCCUUUCUAGAGAACAAAUUCCUACUCGUUUAAGAGAAUGGAGAUGUGCAUCAGGUCCAGUGAAGGAACAGCAGUCUCCAAUGCUUCUUCUUCACAACCAGAAGUAUCAUCGGCAAAACUCAAAUCUCUCGUCAGCACUUUGCUAGAUUCCGCAGACCAGCAACCUUUGGAGGUAUUCCCGAGGUUUAAAGGUCCAGACGUCCACAAAAGCUUUGCGGAUUGCCUCUACAGUUGUCUAGUUCGUUCCAAAAUCCGCACUUUCAGGAAUGCGGAAGAACUCCAUGACCAUAAGGGUAAGAAGAUUGCCCUUCUCUCAUCCAGACCACCAGUGAAUCAAAUGUAUAUAUCCCAAUCUUCACAAAGGGCUGUGCUUCAAGCAAAUGGUUCUUUAGGAACUAGCUAAGAUGGUUGAGUGCUGCAAUAAGAAAGGGCAGGGGCACAUCAUAUUGCCCAUUUUCUAUUUAAUGGAUCCCAAAGAUGCAAGGCAUCAAGCAUGUCCUUACAAGGAAGCAUUUGAACAUCACAAUCAGAAACAUGACACAGAGACUGUACAAGAAUGGAGGCAAGCUCUCCAAGAGGUCGUGCAAAUGAAAGGGUGGCAUGCGACUGUAUCAGAUGGACAGGGAGCUGUCUGAGACCAGGUGUUUUCAGAAGGUGAGUUGCAUUUGCGGAAUAGCUACACUUAAGUGACCGAUGAGUUGGUAGGAAUUGAUUUUCAUGUGCAAGAGGUUAUUGACUUGCUCAAUCUAGACUCAGGAGAUGAGAAAAUUAUUGGGAUUCAUGGUAUGAGUGGCAUUGGCAAAACCGCUAUAGCCAAAGCCGUGUACAAAAUUCAAUCGGUGUUGCUUUUUAGAGAGUGUCUGAAACAUUGUCAAAGAAUGACGGGCAUAAUAGCUUUGCAAAAUAAGGUAAUCUCUAGCAUCUUAAGGGAUGAUUCCCUGGUUAAAGAUGCUUAUCAAGGAGUCAAAAUAAUACAGGAUAGAGUUUGUAAGUAUAAAGUUCUUAUUCUUCUUGAUGAGUAGAUAGUAGAUUUGAGUUUAACCAGAUUUUUCGGAAGAUUGGGCCAUUUUUCUACAAUGAGUAGAUUUCUUGUCACGACAAGAGACGAGAGUCCUAGAGAUCCUUCAAGAAUUUAAGCUCUAUAUUCCUAGAGAAAUGAGUUUUGAUCAUUCUCUUUAGCUUUUUAGUAGACAUGCAUUUGGAAUGCAUUAUCCUCUGAAAGAUCAUACAACUCUAUGUGAAGAAUUUGUAAAAGUUGCUACAAGUCUCCCUUUGGCUCUUAAGGUCAUAGAUGCAUGAUCUUCUUAGAGACCUCGACAGAGCUAUUGUUAUUGAGGAAGAUGUCAAACAUCCCAGGCAAGCACAGCAGAAUCUGGUCCAACGACGAUGCUGUAAACAUGAUGAGAAAUGGAGAGGGAACUAACAAGUAGAAAUGCUUAUAGUCGAUACCAGCUGUGAUGAAGAUCGUCUUUAAGUUGACAGAGAAUGAAUUAAAAAGACUAUCAAGGUUAAGGUAUCUUGACAUGGCAUCUUAGAGAUAGAUUAGGAAUAAUCUUAUAUUUCCUUGUCUUUCUAGUAUAGUUUUUAGUAUUUCCGUGUCCUUCUAGUAUUACAAUUGUUGUGGUUCUCUUACUCAUUGUCCACGUCUCGUGGUUUCAUAAUAAUACAAGUUACUAUUCAUAA
Molecule: messenger RNA, 2959 nt
Organism: Linum tenue
Lineage: Eukaryota; Viridiplantae; Streptophyta; Magnoliopsida; Malpighiales; Linaceae
Source: the annotation of a GenBank genome assembly